AUGACCGCACAAGCAAGCCGCACAGACUGGCUUCAGCGAUAUGCUACGAAUUACCAUUGCUGGCGAACCAUUGCUGGCACCAAGCAAACAUUUUUCAAGCGACCUCAUGGCUUGACCGAGGGUUGGUUCAGUUGGGAUGGUGACGACUAUCAGGGCCGCGCCGAUCUUACUUUUGUGUUCAACCUUGAGGUUUCACACGAUAUCGGAUACGGGCAGUUAAUUCGUAGGGCGAUAUUGGCAUGGGCGAAUUUACGGCUUCAACAUGUUAUGCUCAUGGCGAAGAUUACCGAGGAAGGCCCCGAUAAACAGAGGUGGUUUGUGAUACAGAAGCCUGAGGGCUUCGAGGAAGCGCUAAGAGAUGCUGAGAUGACUAUUGGGUGUUUAAAAGAGCGAGACUCACCUCUGGAUCUGACUGAUUUCCUAUUGCAUGCAAGCAAUACCGGGAGAUUACUGAACUCCAAAGUAAGCUUAUCGAAACUCUUCGUAGCUUCACCGGAGCGACUAUCACAAGACAAAUGUAAUAUGAAGUUCGCAUUUGCCAUGGGUCACGAGAUUACAGACGGUAUGUCUGCAUAUAAUUGGCUUUCACACUUUAUCCGGCUUUUGAAUACUUCUGAACAAAUACUCCUGGAGAAUGUAGACAAAUUUCGAACCCAGGAGCAAAUCAAGUCUCGACUUCCACCAGCCCAAGAGGAUCUAUACCUUGAGAUACCCGGUAACAAAGCACGUCAGCUCUGGUUCUGGGCCAUAUUGCGUGUCCUGCGUCACGUACGGAAGCCACUACCAGCAUGUUUCGUCAACCCCUUGCGAAAGGAAACAAGGUCGUCUCAAGACUUUGAGCCAAAAUAUCAAGAUAUCCUGGACUAUUCUAGGGAUCGCAAACCGCCUAACAAUAGCGGCUAUGUUCUAGUGGUCCUCUCGAAGUUGGCGACAGACCAUAUAAAGGCCAUUACACGUGAAUCAGGGGGGACCAUCGGUGCGGCAUGUUUCGCCCUUGUCGCACUUUCCAUGAUGGAACUAGAAGAAGAACGCCACCCAGACGUCCGUCCAGCAGAUCGGAAGCCAAUGAUCAUGUCAUUUCCCAUGAAUCCGAAGCCAUAUUUUGGUUAUACAAAACAGUCCGAGUCGUGUAUGCUCAGUUUCGGAGACAACUUCCUCCUGCCAUUCCUACCAAGUGACCUGGAAAGAACAGGUCGAUUUAGGUUACUAUUGAAGCAGUGCCAGAUCAAGCUCAGCUUGUAUCAAAAGCGUAUACGGAGCCCUUCGGGAAAGCUGAGCCUAGCGGCCUACAGUCCAUCAAGGCUGCUCGCGAAUGCGUCAUUGGCCACAAAUGGUGUGAGUAAUGUUGGUUCAACAAGACAAUUCUUCGAAGACGUAGCGCAUCAACCAGCGAAAGAGGCAAGUAACGAUUUGAACGCAAGGCUGACUUUCACACGCGGCGGAGUCAGAGCCAGAGAUGGUGAAUUUCUAGUAGGUAGCUCGACGGACGUGACAGGCCUUUUAUCCUUCGGAGUUUCAUAUGAUGCAAGUUGGAUUAGUGAUGGGUGUGUAGCAGAGUGGAAGAAAAAAAUGGAAUCGCUCCUGCUUCCCGAGGUUACAUCGCGCUUGUAA
This is a messenger RNA of Pseudovirgaria hyperparasitica, 1611 nucleotides long. RefSeq lists its product as uncharacterized. The transcript is spliced from 2 exons. The coding region runs from base 1 to 1611 and encodes 536 amino acids. NCBI's taxonomy places the organism in Eukaryota, Fungi, Ascomycota, Dothideomycetes, Acrospermales, Acrospermaceae. The record is from RefSeq and is a predicted model, not a curated record.